CUCGGUGAUGCGCAGAGCCGCCGUGUGCUUGUGCAGACGAGCCGAGGUGGGAGACUCCAGAGGAACUUCGCGGAGGACGCAUCGACACAUCCCGGAGCACCGAUCGGUUUUAUCGCCAUUUCGGGGAAGCACGUUGAAGAAUGUCAACCUCUGAAGAUCAGGAACCACUAUUGCACCCAGAGGGAGGAGCGUCCCCAAAAGAGGGAUCAUCGCUUAGUGAGAUACAGUCUCUGAAGCUGGAAUUAUCCUCAGAAGAGACACACCCCCAAGAGGCAAGAUCACCAAAUGAAGCAACCUUCUCUCUAGAGACAUCUCUGACAGAAGCAACAAUCUUAGGAGAGGAAGAAUCCCGGACACAGCCAACAUCACCAGGAAACCCAAAGUCUCCAGGAGAGCCAAUGUUACUAAGAGAGAGAAAGUCCUUCACAGAGACAACAUCUCCAGAAGAUGCCAUAUCCCCAAGAGAGGAAACAAUCCUAAGAGGUGGAACAUCCCCAGAAAUGACAAAAAGCCUAGAAAUAGAUACUUCCAAAGAACAGCUUGUAAAACUGGAUCAGCAGAAAGAGCUGACACUCCAACAACAACCCGUGCAGGAAUCACCACCACCAUUGCCUUUGCCGACAGCCAAUCUAGAAGCCAUCAAUUUCCUGGCUUCGAUCACUUCAGAAGAACUGGCGCUGAUACACUUCACCGAUUCUCUGGUUACUAUUUCUGACACGGGAAAGGAGCUGGGUGAAUUUACUGUCUCUGUUCAUCCCACAAUCUACAAGGGAGAGCAGUGUGUGAGAGUCACUGCCAACAGUCACGGCUCCAUUGACAACAUUCCCUGUGGAACGUCCAUCUCGGCCCACAUCUCUAAUAAACUCGAAACAUUGGAGCUACACCACCAUGAAUACAUAAAGUUGAAGGAUCACUCUCUGGUUAAGGAGACGUUAAUGAAGAAGGAACAUGAUGGUUAUAUCUUGACAAGGGAUGUCACUAUGGCUGAGGAUGUGAAGUCUGAGACUUUGAGCUUCAGUCAGACAGACAUGGAGGGCUUUGUGUCAGAAGCAAGUAAUCUGUUGCUUUUACGCAUUAUGGCCCGACAAAAUAAUGUUCCAGACAACAUGGUCUUCCUCUCGUUUGACACUGAAAUGCAACUUUCCACCUGCACGUAUAUGAACCUGGGACCUAGGACGAUGAUGAUUGGGAAAAGUGAAUGUGAGGUCCUUAGCAUCCAGAGAACAAUUCACUCACAGGCAAACAGUCCCAUGAGCUGGCAGAGCAGCUUCUUGCCAGAUGGACAUUUGACCAGCAGGGUGCAGGUGGGCUCUCCUAUUACAAUGAGGCUGAAACAACUACCUCACAUCAUAGAAACAGAUGUGGAAGAUCCCAAACCAGUUUUUGAGAAGAAACCACUGAAAUGGGAGGAAGAUAUGCAACUCUAUUUUAAAUUUCUUGACAGAACGGAAGCCCUGAAAGCGGACUACAGCAACUACAUUAGGCACCACCCAGAGCUGAAGAGUAUAUUGGCUGAUUUCCUGCAGUUCCUCCUCCUCAGAAAACCACAAGAUGUCAUCACCUUUGCUGCAGAAUAUUUCUCCUCCUUCUCCACCUUCAGCACAGAGCAGUCACCCUUUCUGACCUCCAGCAAACUGAGCCCCUUCAAAGAACCUUAAGUUUUCAUUAAAAUGCUUAAGUGUAUAACAAGUAUUUUCUGUAAAACGUAUUUAUAACCACUCUGGGUUGUUUCACUUUGUCAGUGACACCGAGCCCUAGAAGAUGUCAAUGGCAGAAGUAAGUUUAUUUAAGAGUCACAUUAGAAGGAUUGCAGGAUGGAGAGAAAUAGUUUUCUGUAGUUCAGGGUCACAGCAGCUGAAUGCAAUGACCAACAGGAGAGAGAGCAAGGGGAAACCAAUAGGAGAGAAAGAGAGCGAGAGUGAGCAAUAGGAGAGAGAGGGAGAGGGAGACCAAUAGGAGAUAGAAACAUAGAAACAUAGAAAAUAGGUGCAGGAGUAGGCCAUUCGGCUCUUCGAGCCUGCACCGCCAUUUAUUAUGAUCAUGGCUGAUCAUCCAACUCAGAACCCAGCCUUCCCUCCAUACCCCCUGACCCCUGUAGCCACAAGGGCCAUAUCUAACUCCCUCUUAAACAUAGCCAAUG
Molecule: messenger RNA, 2140 nt
Organism: Mobula hypostoma (lesser devil ray)
Lineage: Eukaryota; Metazoa; Chordata; Chondrichthyes; Myliobatiformes; Myliobatidae
Gene: catip
Product: ciliogenesis associated TTC17 interacting protein
Exons: 10
Coding region: 141-1658 (505 amino acids)
Biological process (GO): cilium organization; actin filament polymerization
Source: RefSeq, a predicted model, not a curated record